AUGGCUGAAGAAAAUACAGCUGAUCAUCAUACUCCUCACGAGGGCGCAGAGACGACAGAACAGGCGCCGGCGCAGGCGACAAUCGCCGACGCAAGAGCCCUUCCUCCUCCACCGCCUCCACAAGAAGACCCAGAGGCUCAGUCUCAGCCGGCGAGCAAGAAAAAGAGCUUUAUGGAAUUCUUUAAUUUGAGAAACCUUGUGAAUUUCGUAGCCAUUAUGGCCUUCAUUCUGUCCAUUCCAAUCAUGUUCAUAGUGAUAUAUUUGGUAUACAUCGGACGGUACGAGUGCGAGAAUCUACUGAGUCUACCCAGGUUACAAUUGGCCAUAGCCAUUUUCUUGGCGGUGGUGUUCGUGGUGAGCAACCUGGUGGUCUACUUCAGAUCCCGGUUUCCGAUCACCGGAGUACUGGUGGUGAUGAUCCCAUUGCUCAUCAUCCUGGUGGUCGGGCUUGGCCUGGUGGGAGCCUACAAAGUGGAGUCCCGCAAAAUCCUUGGGUCUCCUUCUUGGCUCAAAUCCAAAUUGCACGAUGACGAUGACUGGUCCGGGAUCAAGUCUUGCAUUUAUGAAACCAGAACAUGCAAGGAUUUGAUCUCCAGAUCUUACCUUCUCAAACCCUAUGAUUUCACCCCCAAUAAGCUCUCAUCCAUUGAGGCGGGUUGCUGCGUUCCGCCGCCGAUCUGCGACAUGGAGUACGUGAACGUGACCUACUGGAGGAUUCCGGCGAAUGUAACGGCGGAGAGCAGCGAUCUAUACAUCAGCGACUGCAAUCUGUGGCGGAACAAAGAGAGCGUUUUGUGUUACAACUGCAAUGCGUGUAAAGAUGGGUACUUGAGAACCUUGGAGGAGAAAUGGCUGCGUCUCGGCACUUUCCUCAUCACCAUUUCUCUGCUACUCGCCACCUCACAUCUCUUGCUCUUUGUCGCUACAAUGUGGAAGCAAUAUGGAGCCUAAUAACUAGAUUGAAUUGGCAAUUGGGAAUAUAUAUAAAAUGCAAUUUUCCAGAUUGCAUUGGCCCGGCCCGGCCUCACCAGGGUUCCAUUGGCUCUCAUCUUUAAUUUAUUCUGCAGCAUCUUGCUUUCGGUUCC
Messenger RNA from Ipomoea nil (Japanese morning glory), 1085 nucleotides. Its product is annotated as tetraspanin-15-like. The coding region runs from base 1 to 951 and encodes 316 amino acids. The transcript has 2 exons. The record is from RefSeq and is a predicted model, not a curated record. NCBI's taxonomy places the organism in Eukaryota, Viridiplantae, Streptophyta, Magnoliopsida, Solanales, Convolvulaceae. Gene Ontology annotation, cellular component: plasmodesma; plasma membrane. Gene Ontology annotation, biological process: auxin-activated signaling pathway.